AUGUCUCGUCCAAACAUCACUCUGUACACUGCGCAAACCCCCAAUGGGAUCAAGAUCUCCAUGGCUUUGGAGGAGCUUGGCAUCCCAUACAAGUUCGAGAAGAUCGACAUCGCGAAGAACGUGCAGAAGGAAGAAUGGUUCCUCAAAAUCAACCCCAACGGCCGCAUCCCGGCCUUAACAGAUACUUUCGAAGAUGGCCAAACAAUUAAUCUCUUCGAAUCUGGCAGCAUCCUGCAAUACCUCGCCGACCAAUAUGAUCCAGAGCACAAGAUCUCCUACCCCAAGGGCACCCGCGAGUACUACGAGGUGAACAACUGGCUCUUCUUCCAGAACGCCGGCGUGGGCCCCAUGCAGGGCCAAGCGAACCACUUCUCCCGCUACGCACCCGAGCGCAUCGAGUACGGCGUGAACCGCUACGUGAAUGAGACCCGCCGCCUGUACGGCGUGCUUGACAAGCACCUCUCACAGUCCAAGUCGGGAUACCUGGUCGGCGACCACAUCUCCAUUGCGGAUAUUUCGCUGUGGGGAUGGGUGGCGGCUGCUGGGUGGGCGGGAGUCGAGAUUGAGGAAUUUCCUCACUUGAAAGCUUGGGAGGACUUCAUUGCGAAGAGGCCUGGUACUGAGAAGGGACGCCAUGUGCCCUCCCCUCAUACUAUGAAAGAUUUGAUCAAGGAUAAGGCUGCCGCGGAUAAGCUUGCUGCUGAGUCUCGGGCUUGGAUUCAGCAAGGUAUGAAGGAGGAUUCUAAGAAAUAA
This is a messenger RNA of Penicillium chermesinum, 753 nucleotides long. Its product is annotated as glutathione S-transferase family protein. The transcript is spliced from 3 exons. The record is from RefSeq and is a predicted model, not a curated record. Bases 1 to 753 code for a protein of 250 amino acids. NCBI's taxonomy places the organism in Eukaryota, Fungi, Ascomycota, Eurotiomycetes, Eurotiales, Aspergillaceae.